Messenger RNA from Stegostoma tigrinum, 2501 nucleotides. It is a transcript of the gene kctd12b, whose product is annotated as potassium channel tetramerisation domain containing 12b. The coding region runs from base 230 to 2050 and encodes 606 amino acids. The record is from RefSeq and is a predicted model, not a curated record. Lineage: Eukaryota; Metazoa; Chordata; Chondrichthyes; Orectolobiformes; Stegostomatidae. The transcript is spliced from 4 exons. Gene Ontology annotation, molecular function: protein binding. Gene Ontology annotation, biological process: protein homooligomerization; regulation of G protein-coupled receptor signaling pathway.
GUUUGCUCAACCGAGCCACGCCCGCUGCCUGACGUGGCGGCCAAGAGCAGCGUUCGCGCUGUUGUUCUGUUUAUAAAGUUCCCGGAGAGUCGACGGAAGGAGCACGAGGGCUGGAGAGUGCGAGGAGAACGGGCCGCACGGGUACAGGAGACCGCGAGGAGAGAGAGGGAGACAGAGUGAGGCACCAGGCCAGAAGAGCGCGAGUUGUUCCCGUACCGACCGCUUGCCCAUGGCUCUGCCGGACAACGCCAGCUCUGUCCUGGGCAGCGAAGAACCAUCUUUCCCUGAGAUUGUAGAGCUGAAUGUCGGCGGCCAGGUAUACAUCACCCGGUACUCCACCCUGCUCAGUGUGCCCGACUCUCUCCUAUCGCAGAUGUUCAGGCCGAAAAGCGGGUUGGGGCUGGCGAGAGACGGUAAGGGGCGUUUCUUCAUCGACCGAGACGGCUUUCUUUUCCGUUACAUUCUGGAUUACAUGCGGGACCAGCAGCUAGUGCUGCCCGACCACUUCCCUGAGAGGAGCCGGCUGCAGAGGGAGGCCGAGUACUUCGCACUUCCCGAACUGGUCAAAACGCUGAGCCCCAAACUCAGCAAACAGAACUCCAUCAACGACGACACUUGCCCCAGCGACACCGAGGACGGCUCGCCCAGCACCGAUGCGAUCCGCAGCAUCGUCUCGGCCACGGCGAUGGCCAGCGGUACCGGCAGCGAAAGGAGAGCCGGUUUCAUCACCAUCGGUUACCGGGGCUCCUACACGCUGGGCAGGGACAGCCAGACAGACGCCAAGUUUAGGAGAGUAGCCAGGAUCAUGGUCUGCGGGAAGACUGCUCUGGCCAAAGAGGUAUUCGGGGAGACUCUGAACGAGAGCAGGGACCCGGACCGGCCUCCCGAGCGCUACACGUCCCGUUACUAUCUGAAGUUUACUUUCCUGGAGCAGGCGUUCGACAGGUUGGCAGAGGCUGGCUUCCACAUGGUGUCCUGUAAUUCCACCGGAACCUGCGCCUUCGCUCACGAUCAGACCGAUGACAAGAUAUGGACCAGCUACACCGAAUAUAUUUUCUACCGUUCUCCAAACUCCUGGAGUCAGAUGGAUAUCACCAACCAACUCAGCAGAGCAGUUGAAGAAACAUCACCUGAUGUGACUAUUGUCACAGAAGAACAGAAUGAAGUCAUUGAAACUAUUAACGAUACUGAGGAUGUAAUCAUCUGUAAUAACGUGUCUACUUCUAGUAUGGACAGCUGUUUUGAAGCAAAUACUGUGUCAAAAGUUAUAAAUGAAAGUUCCCAUGAGUCCUCACAGCAAUCACACACUCAAGAAUUGGAAGAUAUGCAAGAAACUCUGCGAGAUGAAGACAAAAUACAGAUGGAUUGUCAUCGCUCCGAAGAAGCUGAAGCUAUAUUACAUGAAAUGACUGGACUGACAGAAGAACAGAGCAUAGCCACUGAAGCUGAUAAGGACACAGAGGACACAGCAAACUGCAAUAACAUUGUUAUACCUAGCUCAGAGAGCUGUUCUAAAGUAAACUCUGGCUUAGAAGUUAUGAAUAAAAAUCUCCACAUGCCCCUACAACGAGCAAGCACUUUAAGACUUGUUGAUGUGCAAAGAAUGCAAGAGGAUGAAUUAAAUAUUGGAUCAGAACCCAUGUACAAAGGUCUUCAGGAGCCCCUCCAGCGAGCAACCACUCUAAAACAUGAUGAUGUGCAAAGAAUUCAAGAGGAUGCGAUAAACACUGAGCCAGAAUCCAUGAACAGAAGUCUCCAAGAGCCUCCACAACAAGCAACCACCCGAGAACUUAAUGAAAUGCAAAGAAUACAAGGGGGUGAUGACAUAAAGCUGCAAAAACAGAACAUUAACAAAGACGGAAACGCAAACCAAAGUAGCUUAGACAAAACUACAGAACAUGAUCAGAACAAAAGUAAUGAUGAGAAACAGACAUUGGAAGCAGAGUUGCAGAAAUGUAUUGAUGAUUUGAAAAACCUUAAAAUACCCUCUACCUUCUUGAAGAAACAGAGGCACUGGCAAAAUGAACUGCUAAAGAAAUAUGAUAUGUAAACCUAUAAGAAAUAAGUUGAAUAUUGGAAUAAACAUGAUGUUUAGCUUCCUUGCCAGCUCUCUCCUGGCAGAGGUUAAAAAUGAAAUGUUGAUAAUGUAAAUAUCACAAUGUUAAAAUCUAUCACAAUGUUAAGAUCUAUCAAAACAUCUGGACAUUACCUAUUUAACACAAAGUAGGUUAAUAGAUGAUGCAUUAGUAUUUUACUUAAUUUUCUCACUUAUCUCUUAAUGUUCACUCACACUUUAUGUUCAAGUCCAAAUGCAAGGUAUAAGUGGAAACGUAUUCAUUCACAUGGCUGUAAUCACAGUUUAAUUAACAGUACAGAUUUCAUUCAUGUUUAAAGUUAGUAAAUUACUAAGGUGGAACUCAGAAAAAUCUUAGUUUACUUUCUAAUGAGUGGGCUUAUCAAGAUAGAGAUGUGAUUUUAAGCAAAUUGCCAAGUCAAGGCAG